AUGUCACGCUCUCGUCUACCUCCUACGCCCGGCAUGUCUGGAGAGCUUAUCAUCAAAGACCAGAUAAUGAUGGACAGUACAGACGUCUUUGCACUCCCCCCAGCCGCCCUCAGCCCGGCGAAGAUGGAUGCUGCAACUGCAAGUCGAAAGUCGGACCCAUCGAUGUUCUUCCCUGCAUCCCCGACAUCCCCACGCCUCGACCCUUCAACGAGCCGCACUACGAAUCCACCACCUCAGGCGGGCCUCAAGAGGCCACUGGAGGAUCUGGACCUCCCGCCGCCUCCUACUCGCACCCGCAAAAUCAUCCAGAUGAAGCCAAAGACCGAGAGCUCACCGAAGCCCGCUACAUCUUCUGCGAAAUCUGCGCCGAAAGGGAACACAAAAGCUGCUGUUGCCAAUGGCACUGCACAGGGGAGCUCCAAAAAGAAGCAGCCAAGUGCUACCAGCGCAGCGGGCCGCAAGAUUGCAAGAAAGACGGCACACAGCUUGAUUGAGCGUCGGCGAAGGUCGAAGAUGAACGAAGAGUUCUCAACAUUGAAGAACAUGAUCCCGGCCUGCCGAGGACAGGAAAUGCAUAAACUUGCGAUUCUCCAGGCCAGCAUUGACUACGUCAACUACCUCGAGAAAUGCAUCCAAGACCUAAAGGUCCCCGGCGACCACAGACCCGCGCCAGCACCAUUCCUCUCCACCGCUCCCCUCUCACCCACAUCCCCCGAGUUCCCCGGCGACCUGCAAGGCAGCACAUACUCCGCUUCAGUGUCACCCGAAGUACACCCCGAGGGCACCAGUAUAGCCAGCACCUCGCCGAUGUACUCACCCGGCAGCCGCAUCCCCUCAACCAGCGCAGUCCCCUUGUCCGAGAUCCCGCCGUCCAUCCUCCCAAGUCCCGCAUUGGGGCCCGUUCGCCCAAACGAACACACAUGGGCUCUACCGUCUUCUACAGCCUCGCCGGCCAUCCAGCCGCGCUUCUCAAAUGCGUCUUCGGCGGAUAUGGACCAUGAGGCUUCGGCUGCACUGCUCAUGCUGAAUCGGGAUCCGAGAGGUUCCAUGGACUCUGGGCGUGGUGGAUCGGCGUCUACCGGGUCUUCUGUUUCUGUUUCUCGUGACGAUGAGAGGUAUAGGCUGCCUGAGCCGCAGAGGAAGAGAAUGAGCGUGAUGGACCUGUUGAUUUCGUGA
Aspergillus mulundensis is the source of this 1176-nucleotide messenger RNA. RefSeq lists its product as uncharacterized. The transcript has 2 exons. Lineage: Eukaryota; Fungi; Ascomycota; Eurotiomycetes; Eurotiales; Aspergillaceae. The record is from RefSeq and is a predicted model, not a curated record. Gene Ontology annotation, molecular function: protein dimerization activity. The coding region runs from base 1 to 1176 and encodes 391 amino acids.